This is a messenger RNA of Neltuma alba, 874 nucleotides long. Its product is annotated as ras-related protein RABH1e. The transcript has 6 exons. The record is from RefSeq and is a predicted model, not a curated record. The coding region runs from base 67 to 690 and encodes 207 amino acids. Gene Ontology annotation, molecular function: GTPase activity; GTP binding. NCBI's taxonomy places the organism in Eukaryota, Viridiplantae, Streptophyta, Magnoliopsida, Fabales, Fabaceae.
CAGAUCUGACGCUUGCUUGCUUCACACAACCAACUACUGACAUUUCUUUCGAUCCAUCUCCACAAAAUGGCGACAGUGUCCCCUCUUGCCAAAUACAAGGUCGUCUUCUUGGGUGAUCAAUCGGUUGGCAAAACCAGUAUCAUCACACGCUUUAUGUACGACAAAUUCGACACAACAUAUCAGGCUACUAUUGGAAUUGACUUCUUGUCAAAAACGAUGUACCUUGAAGACAGAACAGUUCGGUUGCAGCUUUGGGAUACUGCAGGACAAGAACGAUUUCGAAGUCUCAUUCCAAGCUACAUUAGAGAUUCUUCCGUGGCAGUUGUUGUAUAUGAUGUAGCUAACAGGCAAUCGUUUCUCAAUACUAAUAAGUGGAUUGAGGAGGUACGUACAGAAAGGGGCAGUGAUGUUAUUAUCGUCUUGGUUGGGAAUAAAACCGAUCUCGUUGAUAAAAGGCAAGUCUCAAUAGAGGAAGGGGAUGCUAAGUCUCGUGAAUGUGGAGUCAUGUUUAUAGAAACUAGUGCUAAAGCGGGCUUCAAUAUUAAGCCUUUGUUUCGAAAAAUUGCGGCUGCCUUGCCAGGGAUGGAAACUCUUCUUUCUCCAAAACAGGAAGACAUGGUUGAUGUAAAUCUAAAGCCCACCGUCAAUUCGUCCAAUACAGAGCAGCAAGGAGGAGGUUGUGCAUGCUAGAUAACGGUUAAUUUACGAGCAGCUAAAUGUGUCUUUAUAGACACCUCUGGAAUUGGCUCCUUUGGUAAGCGAUAUCCUACAAACCUUGCUUUCAUACGAAUGCUUCUUCAGGUUACACACGUGGGGGGAAACCGCUGCUGUAAUGUUUGAUGUAAGAUACAAAGUUCCGUAGUCACUCUUUUUU